AUGGGUGACCAAGAACUAAACAUUAAGCUAGUUGGAGCAGUGGAGAAGCAUGAAGCACUUUACAAUUACAAACUCCCAGACUAUGCACGGAAAGAUGUAUCGGAGAAAGCAUGGAAAGAAGUGGCCGCUGAAGUAAAUAUGACAGUGCAAGAUUGCAAAGAGAAGUGGAGAAAUCUACGAACCGUCUUUAUGAGAAGAAUGAAACCUUCCCCUAGUGGUUCUGGGGGGAAGAAAAAGGCAUACUACUUGGAAAAUGCCAUGCAGUUUUGUCUGCCAUUCAUAAAAACAGUUACUCCCCCCUCUCCGGGAAAUAUGCCUCCACCACCCAGCAAUACCCAGUCUACAGUUCCUGAAAAUGAAGGUUCUGAAACCCAAAUUGAUGACCCCAUUCAGUUGGAAAUCGAUCCUACAGACGUAGACCACUUUCCCCCAGAAAUGUCACCCUCAAUUUUAGAUCAUCCCCAACAGGCCGUGGAAAUACAAUCCACAAGUUCAACAUCAAGUAAUAGGCCUACUUCUCAAAUCCCUAAGAGAAAAUCCAAAAGUGCUGCGACCAUAGCAGACCAAACGGUAGCGGAGUACUUUAGGGUAAAAAAGGCAAAGCUACUAUCAAAACUUGAGGCCGAUACCAAUCAGAAUAUUGAUCGACAGCAGGGGAUCAAUAUGUUCCUGCUCAGCUUGAUUCCUGAAUUAGAAGAAUUAAGUGAUUCGCAAAUAAAACUUUUCAAGCGACAGGUGUUGAGAGUGAUUGAUGAUAUAAGUCUCUCGGGACACCAUCAGCAGCAGCCACGGUCCUCAUCAGGCCUCACCAUCCUCACCUCACCGACGAUGUCCGACUCAAGAGAGUCACAAAUAGACUUGACUCACAUAUGUAUUCGUCGUCCUGGGUAUGACGUUAAACUGCCUUUCCCAUCCUUUCCCGUUAUCCUUAAUCCUAUCAAUCCCUACUCACUCCUUUCCGACUGUUCCGCUUCGUCACCCGCUGGCGGAGUGCCCCAGCCCUAA
Messenger RNA from Homalodisca vitripennis (glassy-winged sharpshooter), 1005 nucleotides. RefSeq lists its product as uncharacterized. Gene Ontology annotation, biological process: regulation of transcription by RNA polymerase II. Gene Ontology annotation, cellular component: transcription regulator complex; nucleus. The coding region runs from base 1 to 1005 and encodes 334 amino acids. Lineage: Eukaryota; Metazoa; Arthropoda; Insecta; Hemiptera; Cicadellidae. The record is from RefSeq and is a predicted model, not a curated record. The transcript is spliced from 3 exons. Gene Ontology annotation, molecular function: DNA binding.